Messenger RNA from Caenorhabditis sp. 36 PRJEB53466, 1485 nucleotides. The record is from the annotation of a GenBank genome assembly. NCBI's taxonomy places the organism in Eukaryota, Metazoa, Nematoda, Chromadorea, Rhabditida, Rhabditidae.
AUGAGUUCCGACGAUGAGCAAUCCGAUGAGAAUCCGAUGCUGGCACGUCAUCGAAAAGAGAAGAAGGAGCUGCGAGGUUUGUGCUAAUUGGCACGUAGAAUCUUCGCGAAAAUUCUCCCGGGGACGGCGGACAAAUCUAAAAAUAUUAUGUUUUUACUCUUUGAAAUUGGCGCCGAAAAAUGCGUAGUCAUUUUAGUUUUACUAAAAGCUUCCAAAAGAUUUGUAAGUUUUACACUUUCCGACUUGACAAAUUUCUACCGAGUAGGUCAAAAACGCAGCGUUAGGCAGGAAUUUUUUGUUUUUCAAUUUUCGGCCUCUAAAUAGACAUGAUUUUCCGAAGAGAAUCGCGUGAUUCUGUGCCAAAAUGAGAAACGUUCAUUGGUGGGUUUCAGCCAGAAACCAGGCGGCGAAGAAGUCGGCGAAGAGCGGAAACAAACAAAGACAGAAGGAAGUGAAUGCCGAGGUGAGCGUUUUUUUUCGAUUGAAAAUCACGAUAAUCUGUUGCAGAUUGAGCGAUCCGAAAGAGAGCUCGAAGAACGACAUCAACGGGAGCUGGCGGAGGCCGCCGGACCGGCUCCACCGCCAGCGGAAGAUGCUCCGUCGGCUGCCCCGCUCCCGCAUGAAGCCGCACGGGAGGAAGGAGAGGACGAGGACGACGAGGCGACUAGUUCGUGCGCCCAGCAGUUCUACAAGUCGCUGAAAAUGUCGAAGAAGUCGGAGAAAAAGCUGGCGAAACGGAAGGCGAACGCGGAAAAAAUGGCCAAUGCGGAGAAGGCGGACAAGGAAGCGGCAAACCGGAAGGACACGGCCAAGUACUGCGAGAAGGAGAACAUCAAGAAGGUGAGCUUAGAGCCCGAAAUCCUCACAAUCGACUCGAUUUCAGAUGCUCACGGAGGCGCGACUCAAAAUGGUUGAGAUUCCAGCCGACGGCGACUGCAUGUACGCCUCCAUCGUUCAUCAAUUGCAGGAAGUCGGAAUCGAGGUGACCCUUCGCAUGAUCUUCCAUCUCCACAAUAUUCGAUUUUUGCAGACAUCGGUGAAGCAUCUGCGUCGUGAGUGCGCAGAGUAUCUGCGCGAACAUCCCCUCGAGUUCCUCGACUACCUGGACGACACGGACUUUGGGCGCGGCCUGGUAGCGGCCGUCGAGAGCCCGCUGCUCUUCGCGGAUCGGCCGUCGGGACCGACUGUCCACGAGUGGAACGUCUACUUGCGAGGAGUCAGUCAGAUGGCCGAAGUGGGCGGAGAGUGGGGUGGAACCGUCGAGCUGACCGCGUGCGCCAACAUUUUCGAGAGAACCAUCGUGGUGAGUCCGAAUUUGAGAGGAGCCCACUUAUCUCCGUUUUCCAGGUGUACAAGGACGGCGGCGGCGGCGAGGAAGUGCUCGGCGGGCAGUUUCUGAGCCGACAGAAAAAGGCGCUGAGCGUGGUGUUCCUGCAGAAGAUGUACACGCUUGGAGAGCACUACAACUCGACGACUCCCAUGUGA